Messenger RNA from Choloepus didactylus (southern two-toed sloth), 996 nucleotides. It is a transcript of the gene PAFAH1B3, whose product is annotated as platelet activating factor acetylhydrolase 1b catalytic subunit 3. The transcript is spliced from 5 exons. The record is from RefSeq and is a predicted model, not a curated record. The coding region runs from base 262 to 957 and encodes 231 amino acids. Lineage: Eukaryota; Metazoa; Chordata; Mammalia; Pilosa; Megalonychidae.
GGGCCCUGCGCGGGAAGCGCCGGGCUAGCCCACUGCGCGGCCGGGGGGAGCGAGAACGCCGCUCCCUUUCCUAAGUGAAGGUUCCGGCUCCUGGGGAGGAAGCGGCGUCCUGAGUCGGCCUUCUUCCUCCGCGGGAGUGCGGGAAUCCGGACGGCCCAUUGUUGUCUGGAGGGGUGGGGUGGGCGUGGCCGAGCCACCUCCUCCGGGAGCGCUCCCAGGCCGACCUCGCUCGCUCCUCCUUGCAGGAACUGCGGCGCCGAGAUGAACGGAGAGGGUAACCCAGCCAGCAAGCCCACGCCGGUGCAGGACGUGCAGGGCGACGGGCGCUGGAUGUCCCUGCACCAUCGCUUCGUGGCCGACAGCAAAGAUAAGGAACCCGAAGUCGUCUUCAUUGGGGACUCCUUGGUCCAGUUAAUGCACCAGUGCGAGAUCUGGAGGGAGCUCUUCUCUCCUCUGCACGCACUUAACUUUGGCAUUGGUGGUGACAGCACGCAGCACGUGCUGUGGCGGCUGGAGAAUGGAGAGUUGGAACACAUCAGGCCCAAGAUUGUGGUGGUCUGGGUGGGCACCAACAAUCAUGGGCACACGGCAGAGCAGGUGGCUGGUGGCAUCAAGGCCAUUGUACAACUGGUGAACCAACGGCAGCCCCAGGCCCGAGUCGUGGUGCUGGGCCUGCUCCCACGGGGCCAGCACCCCAAUCCGCUUCGAGAGAAGAACCGACAAGUGAAUGAGCUGGUACGGGUGGCACUGGCCGGCCACCCACGGGCCCACUUCCUGGAUGCUGAUCCUGGCUUUGUGCACUCGGACGGCACCAUAAGCCACCACGACAUGUACGAUUACCUGCAUCUGAGCCGUCUGGGCUACACGCCUGUCUGCCGGGCCCUGUACUCCCUGCUGCUGCGUCUGCUGGCCCAAGACCAGGGCCAGGGUAUCCCCCUGCAAGAGCCCACACCCUAAACCUCCCACCUUCCCAUCACAUUAAAUUCUUGCUCCUCA